Morus notabilis is the source of this 2329-nucleotide messenger RNA. RefSeq names its product RING finger and transmembrane domain-containing protein 2. Gene Ontology annotation, molecular function: ubiquitin protein ligase activity. Gene Ontology annotation, biological process: positive regulation of ERAD pathway. NCBI's taxonomy places the organism in Eukaryota, Viridiplantae, Streptophyta, Magnoliopsida, Rosales, Moraceae. The record is from RefSeq and is a predicted model, not a curated record. The transcript has 8 exons. The coding region runs from base 354 to 1823 and encodes 489 amino acids.
UCUCGCUCCUCUUUCUCUCUCUUCCGUUUUCCUCCUUGAUUCGUUUCUGCCUCCUUCUUCUUCGUCGUACUGCCACUGACGUGAUCGUUUCUGUGAAAGACGCGAACUUGAACAACUGUUUCUUCCGUUGAGUUUCUUUGCCAAUCGACGAUGGACGACGAUGAAACUUGCCGUUUCGUAUCUCUCUUCCUCGCCUGAUUCUGUUUCUUGUCGUUUUUCCAACGUCGGUUUCGCUUCUCUCUUCUUAAAUUCCGGUCCUUUCUGUUACUCUCCCUCUCUCACUCUCUCUCUAACCGAUCACAAAACAACAAAUUUUGAAAAGAGGAGCGAGAGAGCUUCGGCGAGGUGGUGUAAUGGAGGCUUCAGGUAACGCCUCUGAUCCCUACGCGAAUCUUUCUCCAAAUACGCGUGGUGGCGGAAUUGGCGGAGUCGGCGUCGGCGAUAGUUCUCGGAGAGGUCUUGGCAUGUUGCAGAUUCCUGCCCUAAAUAUCUUGCAAUCGCCAUUGUCGUUCGUGUUGGAGUACUCUGGGAUAGUUCCAGCGAGGUCGGCGCAGCGCGAAGGUGAUGGAGUCGUCGCGGUCAACGGAGGUGCGGUUGCCGCUCCCGAUUCGCCGCGUAUUUCGGUUGAGAACUGCGCCGGCACGAGCGGCAGCGGCGGCGAUUCCGCAGAGGUUUCGAUUCGGAUUAUCGGCGGCGGAGAACAGGAGGAACGCUCCGCGCAGUCGCGAGGGAAUGACGGAGGAGGAGGAGAAGGUUGUGCAAACGGGGAUGGUGGUGGUGGAUUGCUGAGGAUGUCGGCAUCGGAUGAUCAGCCGAGUUCGGCCCGAAGCGACGUCGUGGCGGCGGCGGCGGAGGGCGAGAGAACGCCGUUGGUGCCUUCUUCGCCUUCCGCUGCUGUUCCCGGGAAUCCGCAGCAACAGAAUGAUGAUUCUUCUUACCAGAGUUACGACAUUCAUCAGAUUGCCAAAUGGAUUGAGCAGAUUCUUCCGUUUUCGAUUCUCUUGCUGGUGGUGUUCAUUCGUCAGCAUUUGCAAGGUUUCUUUGUCACGAUAUGGAUAUCUGCUGUCAUGUACAAAUCAAAUGAUAUUGUUCGGAGGCAGACUUCUCUAAAGGGAGAGAGGAAAAGUUUUAUACUUGCUGGCAUUUUCAUCGCUUUUAUGCUUCAUGUAGUUGGUAUUUACUGGUGGUUCCGGAAUGAUGAUCUUUUAUACCCACUGGCCAUGCUUCCUCCAAAAUCAGUACCACCUUUCUGGCAUGCAGUGUUCAUUGUUUUGGUUAAUGAUACAUUAAUGAGGCAGGCAGCAAUGGCAGUCAAGUGUUUGGUACUUAUAUAUUACAAGAAUGGGAGAGGCUAUAACUUCCGUAGACAGGGACAAAUGUUAACCCUGAUUGAGUACACACUGCUCUUGUACCGUGCUAUGUUACCAACACCUGUUUGGUAUCGUUUCUUUCUGAACAAAGAUAAUGGAAGCCUCUUCUCGUCACUAACUACGGGAUUGUAUUUGACUUUUAAGCUUACAUCUGUUGUUGAGAAGGUCCAAUCCUUUUUAUCUGCUGCAAAGGCAUUAUCACGGAGGGAAGUAAAUUAUGGGUCUCGUGCCACACCAGAACAGGUAAGUGUAGCCGGAGAUCUUUGUGCUAUUUGCCAGGAGAAGAUGCAUUCUCCGAUCUUAUUGCGCUGUAAACACAUCUUCUGUGAGGACUGCGUUUCAGAGUGGUUUGAGAGAGAGAGGACUUGCCCUCUAUGCAGGGCUUUGGUUAAACCUCCAGAUCUACGAACAUUUGGAGAUGGAUCAACAAAUUUGUUGUUUCAAUUGUUCUGAAAUCAAAGAUCCCUGUUUCGUAACACAAGCAGCCUUCUACAACGGAGCCAUUUCCUGGCAUCGGCAAAUCUAAUAUAUACUUGUUACAUUCUCUCAUCAUUAAGUUGCCUCCAGAAUAAUCAGAUGGAAGGUACCAUCAGAAUCUAACAUGAACUGGUCUGGGAACAUCGUGUUGUCACCGUCACGUCCGAAUGUCCGAGUGUAUCCAAGGUGUUUUCAAGCUUGGUCAAUCCUCAAUACAGAUAGAUUGUUAGCUGAAUACUGAAUUUUCAUCCACAGAGACUAAAUUUUGUUAUGCACGGAAAUACAUCUACCAUUUGUGAAUUUUUUUGUAAAUAUAUAUUUAUAGAUGCAUAUAAAAUGUCUUGCUUCCAUUACACCAAUUUUCUCACUUGCAUUUACCUUAUAUGUGUAUGGCUUCAUGCAUCUCUCCGCUGAAGUUCCUGUUUUCCAAGUCAAAGGAGUUCUUUUUGGUAAUAUAUGCAAUAGCAGGUUAUAAGUUCAGA